Messenger RNA from Drosophila subpulchrella, 5418 nucleotides. RefSeq lists its product as uncharacterized. The coding region runs from base 866 to 1990 and encodes 374 amino acids. Lineage: Eukaryota; Metazoa; Arthropoda; Insecta; Diptera; Drosophilidae. Gene Ontology annotation, molecular function: protein binding. The record is from RefSeq and is a predicted model, not a curated record. The transcript is spliced from 8 exons.
UCCCGGUUGCACAAUUGCUCGGUUGCAGUUCGCCCUUUUUGCUUGUUUCGGACGUCUCGCAGAACGCCUUCCGCCAUCGGAAUCAGAAUCAGAAUCAGAAUCAGCCGGGCAGCAAACUGCCGCUUCUCGCGUAAUUUGCCCGCCAUUUUGCACCAUCGCGCGUUUCCGGUUGGCGACCCCACUUCCGGUGACCGUUUUCGCGCCCGUUUUUUACCCAGCCAUUGUCCUGCAGGCGAGCCGAAAAAACAAACGCAGGCUACGGCCGGGUUUUAAGGAUCCGAUGCCGUAAUUCAAACGACCGGCAAUUGUGCGUGAGUGAUCGGGCAGGCUCUACACCGAGAGAAAAUUAAAUAAACAAGCUUCGAUCUAGCUUGUCCUGCGGUCGAGUCCCCAACAAGUGGGCGGCAUUGGGAUUAUGUCUUUGCGGGCACGGGGCAGUCGGCCAAUCCCCGGCAAAUGAAGUGCCGCAGCAUUUGAUUAUAGAGCGACUCCUGAACCGCCCAAGUCGCGUGUGAGUGUGCGCGAGUGUUUGCAUGUCUUGAGAGUUCCGAGCAGGAAGACCGGGCUCACCUAUUGAUUACGGCUCACAAUAGUACUCCGCUCCGUUGCCGCUGCUAUGAAGGCAACCUCCAGCAGCAGCUGCAGCAGUGCCGCCAGCAGCUGCAACCAACCGGAGCCGCUGGCGACUGGGAUUGCGUCCAGUGGUCAGUCAGUCAGUGGAGGCAGUGGAGCCAGUGCAGCCAGUGGGGCCAGCACAUCGACGAAGCCGCACCGCCUCAACAAGGUGUCCUUCGCACCGCUGGACCUUCCGUUUCCCAGCGUAGCCACGUGAUACGCGAAUGCUAAUGCGAGUGCCGGCACCACCAUGCCGCACCACAACAUCGUCUGCGAGUGGCUGCGCACCAUCGGACUGGCCCACUACGGCGAGAGCUUCCUGGAGAACGGCUACGAUGAGCUGGAGAUCUGCAAGCAGAUCGGGGAGAUCGACCUGGACGCCAUCGGGGUGGACAAUCCCUCGCACCGGGGCAAGCUGCUGAAGAGUGUGCGCAUGCUGCGGGAGAAGGGCGCCGCCAUUGUCUAUGUCCUGAUCAACGAUCCCAAGGCCCUGAGCAGCAGCAACGAGAUCCUGGCCUCCGACUGUGAUACGCCGGUGACCAUGAAGGAGCUGGAGGCGGUCAUGAAGCGCCACCUCGAGGCGGACGGCAUCCGGCUCACCGCCCAUCCGUACUCCACGCCGGAGGGCAAACGGGGCUACCUGGAGGGCCUGGCCGCCCACUACAGCAAGCAGAUCAACAUGCCCUACGACGACGUGCUGGACGCCAUCGAGCAGGUGCGCCUGUCCAAGUGGAAGGAGCGCCACGUGCGCAUCUCCACGGGGCACACCCUGACCCGCCGGAUGGCCGGGCCCAGCUGCAGCGGAACGGGCCUGGUCAGCUCCUCGGUGAUGCCCACCAGCCACAGCCAGCCGCUCUAUGUGCCCGGCAAGUACUUGCCCUCCAGCUGCCUGUCGAAUCGCGAGGAGAACGAGAUCUACAGCUAUACGCAGAAUGACUUGGCCAAUCGCAUGGCCCGGAAUGCCAUCGACUCCAAGUCGGCCCUGAAUCUGAACGGGAUGCAGCACAGCUAUCCCGGAGCACGGACCAAUUUCUUUUACGACUUUUCGGCAACAGAGGGUCGCAACAAGCACAAGCAGAGGAGAACGGUCUUCGCCCGCUUUUUGCAGGGCCUUCGGCAGAGUGGAGACGAGCUGAACGCCACGGAGGGAAUGCAGUUGAAGACCAACGAACGUCUGAGAAACUGCAGCACGAUGAAGCGACCCGAGCCUCAUCAGGACUUUGAAAAGACGAUACAGAGACUAAAGACACAGAAGGCGGCCCAGAAGAAGCCGGCCAGCGCCCCCCUGGAAAUGGCCAUUCACGAGCGGAACAAGGAGGUGGCCCACACCCAUGUGAACGAGAUACCGCUCAAUAAUUAUACGAAGCAUCCCUAGGAUUCGGCCCUCAGCAGCGCAGCUGCUUAAGGCUUACAUCCAGGAUAACCGGCAAUCACAAACACAAACAAAAACACACACUCACUUAUAUAAAUUGUUGAAUCAAUCAUUGUUCUCAAUCAGGUGAUACACAAUCUUAAGAAAGACAGGAUCAUAAUCUAAAGGAUGAGGCUAAAUAGAAUGAAAAUAUAGCAGGCCAACGAAGCAAUAUCAGUGCACUCAUAACUUACAAAUAGGAAGAGAAAUAGCCAUAGGAAAUAUAUCUGCAAGUGUUGAGUUAAACUUACCCAUAGGACUAAUUGACGGACCCAACCUGAUCACUACCCGCACUACCCACUGUAUAGUCACCUGACCAUUAAUGAACAGUAAGCCUAGUCUAAGCAGCACUUCACCACCCCUUUCAGCCAUCACUACUGUAUACUGCACAGAGAAAAAAAUCUAGAUCAGACAAAGGAAAAACUAUUAAUUCAUAUUGAUGUCCCCUUUUCAAGUUUUAAAUUGUAAAUUAAUUACGACGAAUUUCUUUAAGAUAAUCGAAGAGGAGAAAGAAAUUUAGAGGGUUUUUGAAUCCAGUUAGAGGUGUCUAAAAGUAUGCAACAAUUUAUCAUAAUUUGAUGGAUCUCUUUUAUAAGGCGACAGUCUUUUUUUACUGCAUACCUAUAGACACGUAUUGUUUAGAUUGAAUGCUUAAAUGCACUGAAGCAGAGAUUCAAAAGCAAUAACCCUUAAACCAUCCUUAGAUUUAAAUGACAAUCGAAACCUAACAGAACUACUCCAACUUUUGAGAUUAUUUUUCUCUGUGUGCGUACUCCCACCCAACCAGAAUCAAUCUCGAAAUGCUCUUGCCCCGAAGUCUAUCGGCAAUUAUUUGAACACCCCGAGAAAGCCGCCGCAGCAGCAGUCUGCGAAUGCAUCGACAACUGGCCGGGGGAAUGUUGACAAAACGCAAAAAUCCAACAAGCUUAACGCUAAAUCAACACGCACACUCGCACACUCGCACACCGGCACACACACACACACACACGCACAGAUGCCGACUGGCAAACUUGUCCUAACCGCAGACGUUGCACAGACACACGGACACACACACAGAGGGACGGACGGAUACGGAUGCGGAUGCGGAUUCGGCUCUGGCAUUUCCGUUUCAACUUGGCACUGCAUCGAUUUUGGUCUUUGGUUUUUCGAGCUGCAGCUGCAGGCUCAUUGGAAGGGGUCGAAACGGGCAGAAACGAAGCGAAACCAACCUGAAGCCGAAAUGGUCGAAAUGGCCGCUCUGCCAUUUGCCUUUUUUGCAUUUUAAUUGCAUGUUGCGCCCGAAAGUAUGCAACUUGUCCAGCUCGAGUCUGUACGUGUGCGAUUGUCUCUCUUUCUUGCCAUGUGUGUGUGUGUUGGUAGAGCACUAUAGUGAUGGGAGGUCCUUAUAGCACAUAGCACUUAUUAUCUAUCCUCUUUUGCUUAACAGAGUACCAGAAAUCUAGUAAUAAAUAAUUUAAAGUAACAUUUCUUUUAUUGUCCUAAUAUACCCAAAGAAAAAAUACAGGAAAUACUUUAAAUUAAAGAAAUAGUAAUCUAUAAUAUGAGCCUAUCAUAUUUAUUCGUUUCAAGAAAAAUUACCUUGAAUGUUCUUUAAGUGGAGAAAGGAAAUACAUGAACUUAACUCCAUUUGUAGAACAUUUUUUCCUGAAGUACCUAUAUAUGGUGAGCUCAUCUUAUAGGUCCUGAUUCCCAGUAUUUUUCUUUACUAAUAAAAAAGUUUUAAGUCUAUUCUUUUUGAUGUAGUCUACCUUUAAGUUGAAUUAUACUGAAUUUAAAAUCUACCUUUCUCAUUUUAUAAUUUAAAUUCAAGCUUUUUUAAUAGCUAAGUUAACUAGCUUAAGUACCUUGACAUAUUGUUUUUUAACAUAACACUUACCUUUUUGAGGUACACCAGGAUAGUCCUUUUCCCAUCACUAUUAUGUGACAGAGAAUGCGAUUUGCAUUUUUGAGCCAGGCAAAGGCAUUUGAAAUUCGUUUUUAAUUUUGUUUGCUCUCUGGCCGAAAGGCAUCAAAAUGGUCGAUGGCCAUUUGCUCGCGGUUGUCUUUGUUAUACCAACCCACCACCCCCACCUGCAUUCCAAUUCCAAUUGCCAUCCCAAAACCCACUUGCCACACCCCCAAAAAGCCAGGGAGACAUCCGGGAAAGUUCUGGCCAUUUCGGUGCUGCAGCUGCGUUUAUUAUUAAAUGUCUGCGGCGCCGCGUUGAGCUGCCAGAAAAUUGAAACAUUUAGCGGCUACGUGAGUGCGUUUGCCAAGGGAUCUGCGGCCAUUCGGAGGCCCGUUUCCGGUUCCGCCUGUCGCCGAAAGUGCAAUUAGCUUAAGCACUUGCCCCAGCCAGCAGACAAAGUACCCAAAGUUUUCCGGCAUUCCAGCCAUGGCGGCCAUUUAAUAUUUCAUUUUUAUUCGAUUUCCUUCUCGCGUGCAAUUAACCCUGUUAGGCCUCGAUGAUCAUUUUAUUUAAAUUAAAUUAAAUGCAGCAAGUACAGCCAACCAGCAACCAGCAACCAGCAAUAGUGAAAAUAGUAUAGACAAACAAACAAACAAAAUGCAAACAGUGAAAAAAGGUGAAAUUAAAUAUAGGCAAAGUGAAAACAAAGCAACAAACUCUGAGCGGGCAGUCGAGUGUAAAAUUGUGCGCCAGUUUAAUAUACAUAUAAUUGUUUAACUACAAAUACAUAGGCAUACAUAUACAUACAAUACAUAUAGAGUACCCAUACAGCAGCACAGUCAGUUAAAUGGCCAAAAACAAUGAGAGCAAUCGGCUGAAAUUUAUCAGCGACAGCAAUUAAAGCGUAAACUGUAAAAUACAAAGUCAAAUUCAGCCUGGCAUGCUAGCUUUAAUUUGGAUAAAAACAAAUAAUAAAUAAUAAAAAUUGAUUGAGCAAUGCACUCACCAUAAUGAUAAUAGCCAUAGCAUUUACUGCCAAUCAAGCGAGAGGCAUUUCGAUAUUGAUCCCAGCCUGAGCUCUGGGUGUCCAGGACAAUUAAUUUAUGCGUAAGCCCAAUCAUAAUUUAAAUGAGGACCUCUGAAGUGGGCCAUAAAUCAAUGGGCGGACUUAGUGACCCAAUUUCGGGGGAGGGUAAAGGGAUUUCGCUGCCAAAUCAACCAGCUGACAGCUUUUACUUGGCCAACAAAUCACAAUAAACAAAAGAAGAGAGCAGAGGUAUUCCGAUCUCCGGACUUCAGGCUCUCGGCAAUUAGGCUUACAGAUAUUUAUAUUUAUUAAUUUAUUAUGGAUAUUGAUGACCAACGGUCCACAUACAAAUAUACAUCAGCAAGUAUACAUAUAUAGCUACAUUUAGCCACAUACGAAUAUUUACACUGGUCGGCAUAUGUAUUUUGACAAAACAAAAGUUAAGUAUACUCAUAACUUGAAUUUACUUCUUGUAAA